AUGUUCGGCGGCAACACCGGUGCACAAUGCACAGUGGGACCAUUUCCUGACAUGGUGUUCGAUCGCCUGCGCAGCACUAGCAAUUACGAUUACUCCGAUUUGCAAACAGGCCCUUGGACUGCUUGGCUACGAUCUGGCAUACUUCCUCUACUCGACCUCCUGGUGCACGUCAUUCCGGCCGCCUCCUCACGGCUCGGUGUGUUCAGGCCUCUGGACAUCCUGACAGGCGCCCUUUCUUCGAUCCCGCUUUUGCUUUACACUGCAUUCCUUUACACUUUCACGGCUUCCCAGUUCAUUCCCAGCCUUCCACGGGAAUUCCGUUUUCUCGCGAAACAGACCCUCAUCUUCUUCCUCCCUGUGAUCGUCGCUGCGAACGAGAUCGGCUCAUUUACUGGCAUCUCUUACCGAGAUUUGAACGGCGUGCUCUCCGUUGGCUUCAAGAAUCAGGAGAUUCACGUCGGCUUCGACAGUCUCACACUCGCCGUUCUCCUCGUCUACCAGCUGCUGAUCUUCGCGCUCGCAGCGAAUCGCCUCGCUCGCGCAUUUCGUUACCGCCAAGAUCUCGCCACGGAGAAGUCCGACGACGGUGAACUCAAGACGCAGAUGUUCCGUGGGUCGCCCUGGCUGGUCACUGGUAUGUUCCUCGGGUCACUCGAGACCAUCCUUGGCUUUGCUGGCGGCGGUUUUGCGCUUGCGUUCUUGCGGCGGGCGCUGCGCAUGCUCGGACGGGCGUGUCUCAUUAUCGGCGCGUUCAACGGUGUGGACACCGUUGAGGAUUUCCACAUGCUUAAGUCCGAGGCGGUCCAGCACCGUCGCCGCUCGAAGCUGCUGGGCCUGAUCGGCAACCCGCGCCACAGCACGUUCCGCCAGCUCGAGGGCUACCAGUACGAUCCCGAGACCGGCGGCCUGCAUCCUAAACUGGAGCGACUCUCUGCGAUGGCAUCCAACGCAUUGGACGAGAUCCGCACCAUCUCCAUCCGCUUCGGUAACAGCCCGCGGUCUUCCGUCCGUCCGUCCGACAGUACGGCCCCAGGUUCGUCAGUAGAGGCUCUCAUUCAUGCACGCAUGGGCACGCCUCCUCUCAAUGUCAUAACCCUCCCCGACGACCGAGAUAUCUCGUUCCCCACAGUUCGUCUUCGCAACCCACCUCUCCGGCCGCGCCCAGAGGAACGCGUGACGAUGCACUGGGGCAACGGCCUUGACGCACCCCAACUCGAACUCCGGCGCGUGUCGGACCUGCUCGAUCAGAGCGCGCUGAACCGGCUCACGCAGCUCGGCAUCGACCCGUACGGCGACGUGCAUCCGCAUAUGGGUGUCUUCCGCUCGCUGAGCCUCCCGACGCACGUCGCGAUGGAGGAAUGGGCUACGGCGCAGCGCGACCACCCGAGCCUGCGCCGCUAUAGCCACGAGACGCGCAACAAGCACCACAGCACCCCUGCAGAGUCGGGCUCGCCAACAUCAGCGUCACCAAGCGGGUAUUCACAGACGAUCGAGGAGGCGCAGGCAUUCGCCUCGCUCAGCAGGAAUGGCUCUGUGCUAUCCGUGCCAUCAUCUGCGAUCCUUGCACCCGUCACGCGCGUCGACCGGGCGUACGCACGACAUACGUACGCCGGACGUCAGCCGCAGGAACCCUACCGAGGGAGCUCGUAUGCCUCGUCCAUCGAGCUAUUGCAAGCGCUCACGUCGCAAUUCCCUGGCACCCCGUAUACGACAGGCUCAUCCCAGGGGGCGUUCCGAACCUCGCAUGUACCAUCCGCCAGCCAGGAUAGCGACCAGACCAUCAUGAUGGCCAUCGGUGAGCAGUCGCUUGCACGCGCGGAUAGUUGGGACGCUCGGACGCUGCCUUCGCAUUCUCGGGCGCCCUCCAAGGACCUCCUCGCUUCCCCGAACACGAUCGAUGAGGUCCCGGAGCCACGUAUGUCACAAGAUAGCACGCUCAUCGGCCACGGCGAUCACAAGAAGCAAAUGUCAACUGACUCUCAGGCUGCCGCCGCCUUCCCCACGCCUACGUCUAUGCGCACCGGUUUGCCUUCCCCGCCGGACUCUGCCUCUGAGGAGAAGAUACGCGAUCGAGCACGGAAGUCGCGUACACUUGAAGCUCGUGCCCAGCCGCUUCGAAUGGGCAGCGUGGACAGCACGGACCUCCCCGACGUGCCUCCAGCUCGCCCACGCGAACCUCGCAUCAAGAGCGUUGGAAGCGUCCCGCGGCGGUACACACCCACUCCGACGAGCAGCAGCAUCUUCACUCGGGAGAGCGUCGCUGUGGAGCUAGACGCAGUAAGCGAGAUGUCAGAGGAGAGGAGAAGAAGUAGAAAACUCAGUAAGAGGUCGCGGAAGAGCUCGACGAAGAGCUCGACGAAGAGCUCUGUGAAGGACCGCCGGAGUGCGGUCAGCCAGGUGGCGCCUGUAGCCGUUGUCACAGUGGGCUCGGAGCAGAGUAUAUUUGAGGACUAG
Rhodofomes roseus is the source of this 2454-nucleotide messenger RNA. RefSeq lists its product as uncharacterized. The record is from RefSeq and is a predicted model, not a curated record. Lineage: Eukaryota; Fungi; Basidiomycota; Agaricomycetes; Polyporales; Fomitopsidaceae. Bases 1 to 2454 code for a protein of 817 amino acids. The transcript is spliced from 5 exons.